Miniopterus natalensis is the source of this 2228-nucleotide messenger RNA. It is a transcript of the gene BTD, whose product is annotated as biotinidase. The record is from RefSeq and is a predicted model, not a curated record. Gene Ontology annotation, molecular function: hydrolase activity, acting on carbon-nitrogen (but not peptide) bonds, in linear amides. Gene Ontology annotation, biological process: biotin metabolic process. Lineage: Eukaryota; Metazoa; Chordata; Mammalia; Chiroptera; Miniopteridae.
CAGGAGGAGGGCCACCAAUAGCUCUAAAUAGCGGCGAGCAAGGGGCGGGGCUACAGUGAGUCCCCGCCCCGGGUGGAGUGAGAACGUAAACACCCGCUCUCUCCAACCAGAAGCUUGUUUGGCUUUUGUACGCUCUGCCAUUCGCGGGCCCGGCGUCGGGAGGCGGGGCUAGCAGGAGGCCGCGGCCUAUGCCGAGCAGAUGAGGACAGUGUUUCCCAGCAGGAGAUAAAGGGCCUUACCCAGAGCCAUUGGACCCCGGCCAAGCCCAGACCCCCGCUCGUGUACUCUGUUCCCUGAGGCCACACGAGAUUUACGGCCUGCGUUAUGUCUGGAGCCAGCCGCCCCCUUGCUCUUUUCCUCUGCGGCUGCUGUGCAGUGGCCCUGGGAGCCCACGCCGCGGAGCGCUGCGUGGCCGACGAGCUCGACCCUGAAUCUUACGUGGCCGCAGUGUACGAGCACCAGUUGAUCUCGAGUCCGAACCCUGAAGCUCUCACCAGCCGCAAGCAGGCCUUGGAGCUGAUGAACCAGAACCUCGACAUCUACGAACAGCAAGUGAAGACUGCAGCCCAAAAGGGUGUACAGAUUAUAGUGUUUCCAGAAGAUGGCAUUCAUGGAUUCAACUUUACAAGAACUUCCAUUUACCCAUAUUUGGACUUCAUGCCGCCUCCUCAGUUGGUCAGGUGGAACCCAUGCCUGGAACCCCACCGAUUCAGUGACACAGAGGUCCUCCAGCGCCUGAGCUGUAUGGCCAUCCAGGGAGAGAUGUUCCUGGUGGCCAACCUGGGGACGAAGCAGCCUUGUAACAGCAGUGACCCAGGGUGCCCAGGGGAUGGAAGGUACCAGUUUAACACGAACGUCGUGUUCAGCAACAACGGAACCCUCGUAGGCCGCUACCGCAAACACAACCUCUACUUUGAGGCGGCUUUUGACACCCCUCCGCAGGUGGACCACGUUAUCUUUGAUACGCCCUUUGCCGGCCAGUUCGGCACGUUCACCUGCUUCGACAUCCUGUUCUUCCAGCCGGCCGUCAGCCUCCUCGGGGGCCCUGAGGUGAGGCACGUGGUGUUCACGGCCGCCUGGAUGAACCAGCUCCCGCUCCUGGCGGCCAUUCAGAUUCAGAGCGCUUUCGCCAUAGCCUUCAAUGUCAACUUCCUGGCUGCCAACAUCCACCAGCCGUCUCUGGGGAUGACUGGAAGUGGCAUUCACACGCCUCUGAAAUCCAUCUGGCACCAUGACAUGGAAAGUUCCACGGGUCACCUUAUAAUUGCCCAGGUGGCCAAAAAUCCACAGGGUCUCAUUGAUACAGAGAACGCCACAGAGAAAAUGGACCCAUUCCAUACUAGAUUUUUAAAGCUCUUGGCAAGCGACCCACACUGUGAGAAGGAUUCUCAGGAAGUCCAUUGUGAUGGAGACAUCAGAUGGAACAUGAAUGAUCCUCCCACGUUUCACUCUGAGAUGAUGUACGACAAUUUCACCCUGGUCCCCGCACAGGAGGCGGAGGGCCAUCUCCGAGUCUGUGCAAAUGGCCUCUGCUGUUAUUUACUCUACCAGAGGCCCACUGUGUCCCAAGAGCUGUAUGCCCUGGGGGUCUUCGAUGGCCUUCACACCGUGCACGGCACUUACUAUGUCCAAGUUUGCGCCCUGGUCAAGUGCGGGGGUCUCAGUUUUGACACCUGUGGGCAGGAGAUCACAGAGGCCACGGGGAUGUUUGAGUUCCACCUGUGGGGUAAUUUCAGUACUUCCUAUAUCUUUCCUCUGCUUCUGACCUCGGGGAUGACCCUGGAAACCCCUGACCAGCUCGGCUGGGAGAAUGACCACUACUUCAUGAGAAAGAGGGGACUGUCCUCUGGCCUGGUGACAGCAGCCCUCUAUGGGCGGUUGUAUGAGAGGGACCGUGGAAAGUGAGGGCUGGGCUCUGGCUACCGUGGGGACAGCCCUGAAUUUGCACAGGCCACAGCUCAUAGCACUGGGACCACCUCUGCCCAUCCUGGGAGCUGUGGGAAGAAAUAGGGGAGGCAGAUCCCCCCCAAUGUCUCCUCCUCUUAAAUGAAAAUUAUUGAGCCAUUUUCUUGUAUUUUCCACCCACAUUUAUCUUUUCCAAGCCGUGUCUUCCUCCAGCAAAUCUCCCAUUACACAAUUGGCUUUAAGAGCUAAAACAAGCCUGGCCCAUGUGGCUCAGCGGUUGAGCAUCCACCUAGGAUCCAGGAGAUCGUUGUUUGAUUCCCGGU